AUGGGCAAUCUGCUUAGUAAGUUUCGUCCCCCGCCCCGCCGCCGUCCCCUGCCAGGCCGAUGUCGCCCGCUGGUCUCUCCUGCCUGCUCAGCCUCCCAUCCUGUCCGGCACCACCCGGCUGCUCCGGCUGCUCCGGCUGCUCCCACACCUUCCCACUGCCCUGGGCACAGGCCAUUCCACCGGGAUCGGAGGCCUUUACCAGCUAGCUUUCAUGUGGAGCCAAAGAGACGGUAUCCGCUCCCUCAGGCCGUGUGUUCCCCUGUGGGCCUCCUCCCCUCGGUGAACUGGAAGGACCCUCCGAAAACACCUGUACGGUCUGCUUGUACCUCCAUCAUGUGCAGACCCUCGAGAACCGUGAGGAUCCCUCCACCCCGGCAGAAAUUCACUGUCCUGCCUUCCCAACCCCAGCAGACAGUCGAGGCUGUGAAGCCGAAACCAUCCAGUUACCUCCCCCCUUCCUGCCCAAAGGCGUUGGGGGAGAAGGUCCAAGAAGUGCCCAGAGAAGGGAAGGAAGAUUUGGGAGACACCAGAGGGCCGGAUGAUGGGAACAGGGCCCCCCACAGCAGUGGGGAUAUACUGUUGCCAUCCAGGCCCCUGGAGACCGGUGGACUGCUCAGUUCCCACCAAGGCAGCCCUGCACCUGGGGACCCAUCUCCCAGUCCCUCAGGAGACAGCUUGGGGGCCAACACUCAGACACCUCGGGUGAGCUGCCCCUCGCCCCCAACAGAAAGACCUGCUGUCACUUUAGAGGGCCCAGCUGGUGACGUUGCUCCUCUUCGGAAGCCUGCUCCGGAGGUAGCAGUGCUCUCGGACCCAACCCCAGGCUGCCCCUUGCUGCAGGAGACAUCAACACAGAAAGUGGUGGCUGAGAACCAUCGGCCUAGCCAGAGCACACCAGACCUCUUGAGGAAGGUCACAGAGGCGCAUAAGCCUCGAGGCAAGCCAUCCGAGCACCUUGCCACCAGUAUCUGCCACCAGGAGGCCCUCCAAAAGGAAAAUACCCAUGCCACUUUCUGUGCCUCUGCCAUCAGCAAUGCCAUUCCAGUGGGGCAGAGGAGAGUUGCCCCCACCUCCCAAGCUUCCUCGCAUAGCUUUGGGCAGAAACCUGGGCAUUCUGGACAAUACCGAGGGGCAGGGGAAGAUGAUCUUGGAGGGCAGAGCAGAGAUCCUGGCAGACAACGGGGCCACUCAACCUGCCCCUUCCUCCCCCCUACUUGCCUCCAAGACUACAGACUCCCUGCCCCGGGCCAUUCACACAUCACAGGUCCCUGGUCCUACCACCGACUUGGCUGA
This is a messenger RNA of Mustela erminea (ermine), 1293 nucleotides long. RefSeq names its product nuclear pore-associated protein 1-like. NCBI's taxonomy places the organism in Eukaryota, Metazoa, Chordata, Mammalia, Carnivora, Mustelidae. The record is from RefSeq and is a predicted model, not a curated record.